This is a messenger RNA of Elephantulus edwardii (Cape elephant shrew), 4881 nucleotides long. It is a transcript of the gene DGKQ, whose product is annotated as diacylglycerol kinase, theta 110kDa. Gene Ontology annotation, molecular function: ATP-dependent diacylglycerol kinase activity. The record is from RefSeq and is a predicted model, not a curated record. The transcript is spliced from 39 exons. Gene Ontology annotation, biological process: lipid phosphorylation; intracellular signal transduction; diacylglycerol metabolic process. The coding region runs from base 1 to 4881 and encodes 1626 amino acids. NCBI's taxonomy places the organism in Eukaryota, Metazoa, Chordata, Mammalia, Macroscelidea, Macroscelididae.
AUGGCGGCGGCAGCCGAGUCUGGGGCCCGCACUUGGCCCGGAGGGGGCUCCCCGCGCCCCGGCAGCCCGGCCUCCAGCCCCGGGCUGGGCGGCGGAGGCCGCGCGCGGGGACCCGGGGCCGAGCGCGGGGGCUCCAGGACCCAGCCCCCCGCCGCCGCGCUGGGCCACAGCUUCCGCAAGGUGACGCUCACCAAGCCCACCUUCUGCCACCUCUGCUCCGACUUCAUCUGGGGGCUGGCCGGCUUCCUGUGCGACGUGUGCAACUUCAUGUCCCAUGAGAAGUGCUUGAAGCACAUGAAGACCCCGUGUGCGUGCGUGGCACCCAGCCUGGUCCGGGCCCCGGUGGCGCACUGCUUCGGCCCGCGGGGCCUGUACAAGCGCAGGUUCUGCGCCGUCUGCCGCAAGAGCCUGGAGGUGCCCGCGCUCCGCUGUGAAGUGUGUGAGCUGCACGUUCACCCCGACUGUGUGCCCUUCGCCUGCAGCGACUGCCGCCACUGCCACCAGGACGGGCACCAGGAUCAUGACACGUACCACCACCACUGGCGGGAGGGGAACCUGGCCUCCGGGGCGCGCUGUGAUGUCUGCCGGAAGACCUGCGGCUCCUCCGAGGUGCUGGCGGGCCUGCGCUGCGAGUGGUGUGGGCUCCAGGCACACUCGCUCUGCUUCUCCGCACUGGCCCCCGAGUGCACAUUUGGGCGCCUGCGCAGCAUGGUCCUGCCCCCUGGCUGCGUGCGACUGGCGUCCCGCAACUUCAGCAAGAUGCACUGCUUCCGCAUAGCGGAGACUGGGGCUCCCGAGCCAGGUGAGGGGGACGACAGUGUGGACAGCAGUAUCACCGCAGGCCCAGGCCGAGAGGUGCCGUCGGCUCCGGAAUCGAGCAAGCAGACCCUGAAGAUCUUUGAUGGCAACGAUGCCAUGCGGCGAAACCACUUCCGACUGGUCACUGUUCCCCGGCUCGCCAGAAGCGAGGAGGUGCUGGAGACGGCAUUGCGGGCGUACUAUGUCAGCGAGGACCCCCGAGACUUCGAGCUGCAGGCCCUCCCCGUGUCCACACCAAGCAGCGAGGCAGCCGGGGAUGAGGGCAGCCGGGGGCCUGAGGCCUGGGUCAUCCGGGCCCUGCCCCGGACACAGGAGGUGCUGAAGAUCUACCCUGCCUGGCUCAAGGUGGGUGUGGCCUACGUGUCCCUCCGAGUGGGCCCGCAGAGCACGGCCAGGACAGUGGUGCUGGAGGUUCUGCCGCUCCUCGGCUGCCAGACGGAGAGUCCCGAGAGCUUUCAGCUGGUGGAGGUGCUUAUGGGCAGCCGGCAGGGUGAGUCCAUGCAUCCGGGCUGCGGCCAUGCCCACUGGGGCAGUGCCCGUUCAGCCCGUGUCCGCUCAGCCCGGGCCCCCUUUGGCCGGGUCCCCCCCUCGGCCUGUGUCCCCCUCGGCCCGUGCCCCCUUGGCUGGGGUCCCCCCUCGGCCUAUGCCACCUUUGCCCGUUUCCCCCUGCCUGUGCUCCCCUCAGCCUCUGCCCCCUUGGCUCGUGCCCAGCAUCCCACAGGAGUUCAGCGGACGGUGCUGGCCGAUGAGGAGCUCAUACUGGACCGGCUCCAGGACAUCCGGCAGACGUCCCUGCGGCACAUGAGCCAGACGCGCUUCUACGUGACGGAGAGCCGGCCGCCGGAGCCCCGAGUCUCCCUGUUUGUGGGUGGCCUGCCGCCCGGCCUUGCCUCCCAGGAGUACGGCCCCCUGCUGCAGGAUGCCGUGGGCGCCAAAGCUGAUGUGGUGACUGUGAGUCACAUCUACCCCUCGCAAGGUGCCCUGGUGCUGGACGUCACCUGCUUCGCGGAGGCCGAGCGACUCUACAUGCUGGUCAGGGACACGGCCGUGCAGGGCCGCCAGCUGACGGCCUUGGUGCUGCCCGACGUGCUGGCCGCUGCGGACACACCUAGCUUCCCUCCGCCUCGCUGCGUUCUGGGAGAGGGUGCCUGCCCGAGGCGGCCAGGCAUUGGUGGGUUCCACCUGGGGGACCCACGGCCCCUGCCCCUGGUGGUAGGUGAUGCUCCCUGUCUGGACUGUUGCCCUGAGGACUGCCUGCUCACAGCUGUCCUGCUGGAGGACGCAGGCGCGGGGCAGGGGCCUGGCAGAGCGGGCAGCAGUGCCAGUGCGCCGAAUGCCUCUGUCAGCCGUCUGCCCGUGGACGAGGCACUAAGUCAGGACCUCGGGGGCCCCCAGCUGCUGUGUGUCCCCUCCGUGGCCCUCUGGGGCAGCCUCACCUGCCCAGCCAGUGGCACCUGGUCCACGGCUCCGUGGCCCUUGGGCUGGAGUUCCAUCUCACAGGCCACUGUCAACCCGCUUCACCCCGGGCCGCUGCAGCCUCAUGAGAAGCUGCCCCCAGACUGCUGCCCGCUCCUCGUGUUCGUGAACCCCAAGAGCGGGGGCCUCAAGGGCCGAGACCUGCUCUACAGUUUCCGGAAGCUGCUGAACCCACACCAGGUCUUUGAGCUGACCAACGGGGGGCCUCUCCCCGGGUUCCACAUGUUCUCCCAGACCCCCCGCUUCCGGGUGCUGGUGUGUGGGGGGGACGGCACCGUGGGCUGGGUGCUCGGUGCCCUGGAGGAGACGCGCCACCGGCUGGCCUGCCCCGAGCCCUCCGUGGCCAUCCUGCCACUGGGCACAGGUGAGGGGGACGACAGUGUGGACAGCAGUAUCACCGCAGGCCCAGGCCGAGAGGUGCCGUCGGCUCCGGAAUCGAGCAAGCAGACCCUGAAGAUCUUUGAUGGCAACGAUGCCAUGCGGCGAAACCACUUCCGACUGGUCACUGUUCCCCGGCUCGCCAGAAGCGAGGAGGUGCUGGAGACGGCAUUGCGGGCGUACUAUGUCAGCGAGGACCCCCGAGACUUCGAGCUGCAGGCCCUCCCCGUGUCCACACCAAGCAGCGAGGCAGCCGGGGAUGAGGGCAGCCGGGGGCCUGAGGCCUGGGUCAUCCGGGCCCUGCCCCGGACACAGGAGGUGCUGAAGAUCUACCCUGCCUGGCUCAAGGUGGGUGUGGCCUACGUGUCCCUCCGAGUGGGCCCGCAGAGCACGGCCAGGACAGUGGUGCUGGAGGUUCUGCCGCUCCUCGGCUGCCAGACGGAGAGUCCCGAGAGCUUUCAGCUGGUGGAGGUGCUUAUGGGCAGCCGGCAGGUUCAGCGGACGGUGCUGGCCGAUGAGGAGCUCAUACUGGACCGGCUCCAGGACAUCCGGCAGACGUCCCUGCGGCACAUGAGCCAGACGCGCUUCUACGUGACGGAGAGCCGGCCGCCGGAGCCCCGAGUCUCCCUGUUUGUGGGUGGCCUGCCGCCCGGCCUUGCCUCCCAGGAGUACGGCCCCCUGCUGCAGGAUGCCGUGGGCGCCAAAGCUGAUGUGGUGACUGUGAGUCACAUCUACCCCUCGCAAGGUGCCCUGGUGCUGGACGUCACCUGCUUCGCGGAGGCCGAGCGACUCUACAUGCUGGUCAGGGACACGGCCGUGCAGGGCCGCCAGCUGACGGCCUUGGUGCUGCCCGACGUGCUGCAUGAGAAGCUGCCCCCAGACUGCUGCCCGCUCCUCGUGUUCGUGAACCCCAAGAGCGGGGGCCUCAAGGGCCGAGACCUGCUCUACAGUUUCCGGAAGCUGCUGAACCCACACCAGGUCUUUGAGCUGACCAACGGGGGGCCUCUCCCCGGGUUCCACAUGUUCUCCCAGACCCCCCGCUUCCGGGUGCUGGUGUGUGGGGGGGACGGCACCGUGGGCUGGGUGCUCGGUGCCCUGGAGGAGACGCGCCACCGGCUGGCCUGCCCCGAGCCCUCCGUGGCCAUCCUGCCACUGGGCACAGGGAAUGACCUUGGCCGAGUGCUCCGCUGGGGGGCCGGCUACAGUGGAGAGGACCCUUUCUCUGUGCUGGUGUCCGUGGAUGAGGCUGACGCUGUGCUCAUGGACCGCUGGACCAUCCUUCUGGACGCACAGGAGGCCAGUGGCACAGAGAACAGUGUGGCCGAUGUGGAGCCUCCCAAGAUCGUCCAGAUGAAUAACUACUGUGGAAUUGGCAUCGAUGCGGAGCUGAGCCUGGACUUCCACCAGGCACGGGAGGAGGAACCGGGCAAGUUCACGAGCAGGUUCCACAACAAGGGCGUGUACGUGCGGGUGGGGCUGCAGAAGAUCAGCCAGUCGCGCAGUUUGCACAAGGAGAUCCGGCUGCAGGUGGAGCAGCGGGAGGUGGAGCUGCCCAGCAUCGAGGGGCUCAUCUUCAUCAACAUCCCCAGCUGGGGCUCAGGGGCCGACCUGUGGGGCUCGGACAGCGAUGGGCGGUUUGAGAAGCCACGCAUAGACGACGGAUUGCUGGAGGUGGUCGGGGUGACAGGCGUCGUGCACAUGGGCCAGGUCCAGGGCGGCCUCCGGUCUGGCAUCCGCAUCGCACAGGGCUCGUACUUCCGGGUCACGCUCCUCAAGGCGACCCCAGUGCAGGUUGACGGGGAACCCUGGGUCCAGGCCCCUGGCCACAUUAUCAUCUCGGCUGCGGGCCCCAAGGUGCACAUGCUGAAGAAGUCCAAGCAGAAGCCCAGGAAGGCUGGAGGUGUCCCCAAGGAGGCCCGAGUGGAUGGGACACCUGCCCUGGAGCGUGAUGCCAAGAUGCAGCCAGCGGCAAGAUUUACAUGUACCUGCUGGGUCCUGGGACACCCUGGGCAUGCACCUCAACAGCCCCUGCAGCUCAGCACAGAUGAGCUGCACCCCCACGCCUUUUCACCCGAGCGUGGCCCUCUGCCUCCUGACUGGGCUGUGGUGGGCUCUAGGGAAGGGCCCCUCAUCCCCACACAGCAGGGUAUCGGAGGUCCUGCACUGGCCCCUGGUGGAACCUGUCCUGCUAUUCACCAGCCCUCAUAG